CUGCCCGAUUGCCAUAGAAUAGAAAUCCCCUCCUGAAUCAGCAGCGUCCACAGCCGCCCAGCUGAAUCGAUGGAGAUGUGGAGACAUCGAGUCCUAGGAUCGGUGGCCACCCUGCUCCUGCUACUCACCCUCGUCCAACCGUUUACUCUGAACCAGAUCGCGGAAGACGCGCCGCCGACGCUCGGAGGCAUCCAGGACUCGCCGGGGCCAGAGAAGGUGUACGGAGGCAUCGAGGACUGGCCGGGGGCAGAGAACGACCUCCGCGUCGUCGACCUCGCCCGCUUCGCCGUCUCCGAGCACAACAGCAACACCAAUGCUGUGCUGGAGUUCCGGAAAGUGGUGAAGGUGAAGCGGCAAGUUGUUGAAGGCAUGAUGUAUUACAUUACAAUCGAGGUGGAUGAAGGCUGGGCAAAGAAGCUCUAUGAAGCCAAGGUUUGGGACCGGCCGUGGCUGGAUUCCAACCCCAGGAAGCUCUCGGAGUUCAAGCCGGCAGAGGAUAAACUAUGUACCUUGUUGCGUAACAUGCCUGCUUUUCUGCCGAGGUUGAAUCGUGCAGGCUGUAUUGAAUAUAAAUAACUAUGUUCAAAAGUUUCUUGAUCAAUCAUAAUGGCUAUGAGUGAAGUUCCAAAAAGGCUUGUGAUGUUGUCAAUGUGGAUAUUUAUCAUGGGAUAGAUCCCUUUCACCCUUUGUUUCUCCCAGGGCCCUGCAUAUAUAUACUCUAUCUAUAGAACUGUUCAUCAUCCAUGCAUGAUGCAUCAUUAGAGACUAAGACACAUGAUGUGUAUAAGAAGAAGUUUAGAUUUGAUUAAUCCAAAGCUGCUAAUUUCAGGGACUUCACAACUGUGCAAAGAUCUUCACAUACGGUUUA
Molecule: messenger RNA, 868 nt
Organism: Triticum aestivum (bread wheat)
Lineage: Eukaryota; Viridiplantae; Streptophyta; Magnoliopsida; Poales; Poaceae
Product: cysteine proteinase inhibitor
Exons: 2
Coding region: 70-576 (168 amino acids)
Molecular function (GO): cysteine-type endopeptidase inhibitor activity
Source: RefSeq, a predicted model, not a curated record